AUGUCUAACAACAACAAGAACACACCUUUUCUAUUCCCACAAGCUCAUUCCACUAUCCUCCCUGACCCCUCCAAAUUCUUCUCUCCAAAUCUGCUAUCCACACCCCUCCCCACUAACUCUUUCUUCCAAAACUUUGUUCUCAAAAAUGGUGACCAGCCUGAAUAUAUUCAUCCUUACCUCAUCAAAUCCUCAAACUCAUCACUUUCUAUUUCAUAUCCAAAACGUUCUUCCAACUCUAAACACAUAACACAAAUCUUCAAACCUGAUCUUACAAUCACUACCUCGAAAAAAGAAAAAGGUUCCAAUGGAAAACAUGUAAUCUCUUCCUAUAGUGAUCUCAGUGUCACCUUAGACAUUCCAUCUACAAAUAUGAGUUUUUUUCUUGUUAGAGGAAGUCCUUAUUUGACUCUUUCUGUAACAAAACCAACCCCUUUUUUGAUCUCAACAAUCCAUGAUAUCAUUUAUUUCUCAUCAAAUGAUUCAUUCACAAAGUUUACUAUUCGGCUUAACAAUAAUCAAGCUUGGAUACUAUAUGCUUCCAUUAAAAUAAAGUUGAGCCAUAGCCGUACUGAAAUCACUUCUGAAGAAGCCUUUUCCGGCACUAUUCGGAUAGCUUUGUUACCAGAUUCUGAUUCGAAACAUGAAGCUGUUCUUGACAGGUACAGAUUCUGUUAUCCUGUGUCAGGUGAUGCUAUUCUGAGAGAACCAUUUUGUGUUGAGUAUAAGUGGGAGAAAAAAGGUUGGGGUGAUUUGUUGAUGUUAGCACACCCUCUUCAUAUUCAGCUUUUAUCUGAUAAUGAUUAUAAUAAUGUUACUGUUUUGAAUGAGUUCAAGUAUAGAAGCAUUGAUGGUGAUCUUGUUGGUGUUGUUGGAGAUGCAUGGAUCUUGAAAACACAUCCUGUUUCUAUUACUUGGUACUCUACAAAGGGUCUGAAAGAAAAAGACAAUGAAAAAAUUGUUUCAUCACUUUAUAAAGAUGUUGAGUGUUUGAAUUCAUCUUCAAUAAAAUCUACUUCAUGUCAUACUUUUGGAAAAUUGAUUGCAAGAGCAGCAAGGUUAGCAUUGAUAGCAGAAGAGGUUUGUUUCUAUGAUGUGUUUCCAAAAGCUAAGGUUAAGAAGUUUUUGAAGGAGACUGUUGAGCCUUGGCUUGAAGGAACUGUCAAAGGAAAUGGAUUUCUACAUGAUAAAAAAUGGGGUGGGCUUGUUACUAAACAAGGAUCUACCGAUUCUAAAGCCGAGUAUGGUUUUGGCAUUUAUAAUAAUCAUCAUAGUAGAUUAGGAUAUUUUGUGUAUGCAAUUGCUGUGCUUGUUAAGAUUGAUCCAGCUUGGGGUACAAAGUACAAGGCUCAAGCUUAUUCUGUUAUGGAAGAUUUUAUGAAUUUGAACACAAGUUCGAACUCAAAUUAUACACGUUUAAGGAGUUUUGAUCUUUAUAAUUUGCAUUCUUGGGUUGGAGGGUUAAUGGAAUUUGCAGAUGGAAGGAAUCAGAUGGGAAUUAGUGAAGCUGUGAAUGCAUAUUAUGCUGCGGCAUUAUUUGGAAUGGCUUAUGGUGAUGCUCAAAUUAUGUCAAUCGGGUCAACACUUGCAGCAUUGGAAAUUUGUGCAGCGAAAAUGUGGUGGCAUGUUAAAAAGGGAGGGAAUAUGUAUGAAGAAGAUUUUACAAAAGAGGAACGGAUAAUGGGGAUUCUGUGGUCGAAUAAGAGAGAUAGUGGACUUUGGUUUGCUCCAGCUGAAUGGAGAGAAGCUAGGGUUGGUAUUCAGGUGUUACCAUUGUGUCCAAUUUCUGAAGUUUUGUUUUCUGAUGUGAAGUAUGUGAAGGAACUUGUGGAAUGGGCAAUGCCUGCUUUGAAAAGGGAAGGUGUCGAGGAGAAAAUGAAGGGAUUUGUGUAUGCUUUGCAGGGAGUUUAUGACAAUGAAGGAGCGUUGAAGAAUAUAAAAAAGUUAAAAAGGUUUGAGGAUGGAAAUUCAAUGACUAAUCUUCUGUGGUGGAUUUAUAGUAGAGGUUGAAGUGUUGACACAAUGAAUGGUUUAUUAUAUAUUUUGUAAGUAAUUGAGACAAUGGACUUUGUUUUUAUGGAUUUUCUCUUGCAAUUCCUUGUUUUGUUCUU
Trifolium pratense (red clover) is the source of this 2108-nucleotide messenger RNA. Its product is annotated as probable endo-1,3(4)-beta-glucanase ARB_01444. The transcript has a single exon. The coding region runs from base 1 to 2007 and encodes 668 amino acids. Gene Ontology annotation, molecular function: endo-1,3(4)-beta-glucanase activity. The record is from RefSeq and is a predicted model, not a curated record. NCBI's taxonomy places the organism in Eukaryota, Viridiplantae, Streptophyta, Magnoliopsida, Fabales, Fabaceae.